AUGGGUUGGUUCGAUGGUCGAUCGUCUGUGUCGUCGGCGGGCUAUGUGCGCCGUCGAUCGCCCGUACGCCCUAAGUCAGGUUUCUCAACCCAUCAUUCACGACACUCUGCUCCAUCCUUCUUUGGCGGCUUGGGUGGAGGGCGAACAGGAGGACGCUCAAGCCCAUCGGUCUUCUCAACGUUCUCGUCAUCGUCAUCUCGACGAGCUCGGCCUCGGGAGGGAUUUGUGCAGCGCAUGAUUCGCGAUAUCAAGCGCCUGUUCCGUGACAUUGUUCGCUAUGCCCGUCGCAACCCUAUGAAGGUCUUCAUGAUGGUCAUCAUCCCUCUCUUGACCAGCGGUGUUCUGCCAAAGCUGUUGGCCAUGAUUGGAAUCCGCUUGCCUCAUGGAGUUAUCAGCGCACUAGGCGGCAGUGCGGCGCAUUCUGCCCGCGGAGUCGAGCAGAGCGCUGGCCGGGGUAUUGGGGAGAACAUCAGUAGCCUCAUGAACAUUGCCAAAAUGUUUGCUUAG
This is a messenger RNA of Penicillium nucicola, 507 nucleotides long. RefSeq lists its product as uncharacterized. The coding region runs from base 1 to 507 and encodes 168 amino acids. The transcript has a single exon. The record is from RefSeq and is a predicted model, not a curated record. Lineage: Eukaryota; Fungi; Ascomycota; Eurotiomycetes; Eurotiales; Aspergillaceae.